AUGACAGCCCAACGUACCACCCCUCCCUUUCGCGCAGAGCAUUUGGGCUCUUUCAAGCGACCUGAGGCGGUCAUCACCAAAAGGAAGGAGUAUGAGCAAGGGAAGUGUUCGUCUGCAGAGCUGGCAAUGUGCGAGGACGAGGCGAUCGCAGAGGUUGUUAAGCUGCAGAAGGACAUGGGAUUACGCACUAUCACGGAUGGCGAGUUCCGCAGGAAAUUUUUCUGGGAAGGAAUGCUCAACAAAGCGGACGGCAUGACUUUCGUCCCCCAGAACCCUCCAGAAAAGUUCUCGCAAAUGGCACCAGCGAGAUAUAUCAAGACGCAGCCGGCAGACACCUGGAUUUGCACGGAGAAGCUUAGGCGCACCAAAGCUCUUCUUGGCCUUGAGUUUGAGUAUCUCAAGACUCUUGUCGGCCGGGAUGAAGUUGCGAACAUCAAGAUGACUAUUAGCCCGCCAUCUUACUUCCAAUGGUCAUUAGGAGACAAAAAGUAUAUUGAAGGCGUUUACGAGCAUGACGGUGAAUACUGGCAGGAUGUCAUCGAAAUAUACCGCCAGGAGAUAGCGGACCUUUACGAGAGGGGCUGCAGGGUCAUCCAGAUCGACGAUCCGUAUUUGACUUUCUUUGCCGACCCCAGCUUCCAGGAGCGAAUGGCUGCUGCGAAUAUCUCCACAGAGGAUCAACUCAGCAAGAUGAUCCAAGUUCUCAAUCGAUGUCUUGAAGGUCGAAAGGAAGACAUGUGCGUUGGAAUUCACCUGUGCAGAGGGAAUGCAACGGAUGGAACAUACUAUGCGACAGGAUCCUAUGAAACUUUAGCAGCGAGACUGUUCAAAGAGUUGAACGUAGACGUAUUCUACCUAGAGUUCGACAACGAGCGCUCUGGUGAUUUUCAGCCGCUCCGACACUUCCCUCCAAACAAGUUGCUCGUGCUUGGCGUGAUCAGCACGAAAGUCGCUAAGCUCGAACGACCAGAUGACCUAAAACGCAGGAUAUACGAAGCUGCAGACAUCAUGGCUGAGAGCACUGGCCAAACGCGCGAGCAAGCGUUGGAUAGGAUCUGCAUCAGUCCGCAAUGUGGAUUUGCGUCUGUGAUGCUUGGAAACCGGUUUGUCUCUCAAGAGGAUUUGCGAAAGAAGGUCAACCUGUUGACGACAGUUGCGGACGAUAUCUGGAAAUAA
This is a messenger RNA of Stereum hirsutum FP-91666 SS1, 1176 nucleotides long. RefSeq names its product UROD/MetE-like protein. The coding region runs from base 1 to 1176 and encodes 391 amino acids. Lineage: Eukaryota; Fungi; Basidiomycota; Agaricomycetes; Russulales; Stereaceae. Gene Ontology annotation, molecular function: zinc ion binding; 5-methyltetrahydropteroyltriglutamate-homocysteine S-methyltransferase activity. The record is from RefSeq and is a predicted model, not a curated record. The transcript is spliced from 13 exons.